Suillus paluster is the source of this 1578-nucleotide messenger RNA. Its product is annotated as cytochrome P450. Gene Ontology annotation, molecular function: monooxygenase activity; heme binding; oxidoreductase activity, acting on paired donors, with incorporation or reduction of molecular oxygen. The coding region runs from base 1 to 1578 and encodes 525 amino acids. NCBI's taxonomy places the organism in Eukaryota, Fungi, Basidiomycota, Agaricomycetes, Boletales, Suillaceae. The record is from RefSeq and is a predicted model, not a curated record. The transcript is spliced from 13 exons.
AUGCUACAACUGCAUGACCUGCGCAUUUUUGACAACACACAACUCGUUCUCGGGGCUGCCGCUUGCCUUGGGGUAGUAGGAGUUUUUUUUCGGGUGUACUUUCCUCAGUCAAAGAGUCGCCUUCCUCUUCCACCUUCCCCUCCCACUUGGAGGCUUUGGGGGCACUUCCUACCGCGUCGCAAUUCAUUUCUCACAAUAGCGGGAUGGAUUAACGAGUACGGUCCUUUAAUCACCGUUCGAUCGGGAUUUGAGAAAAUCGUUGUUAUUGGCCGUUACAAAGCCGCGAUGGAUAUUAUGGAGAGCCAGGGCGGAACACUAGCUGAUCGUCCUCGCAAGAUUGCUGCUGGAGAAAUUCUUGGUGGCGGACUGGGCAUUGUCCUUACACCCUUUGGGGACAGGUUCCGUCGGAUGCGUAGAUCACUUCAUACGCACCUCCAACCUAAAGCAGCUGAGGCUUAUCAACCCCUACAGAUGUCACACGUGAAAAACACUGUCCUCGACAUUCUUGAUGACCCAUAUAAUUUCCAGAACCAUGUGAUGACUUUUGCUGCGACGACAAUUAUGAAACUUGCAUAUGGAGAUACCACGCCCACGUCUGCGACCGAUCCCCAAGUCAUCGAGUUGCGCCAAAUUAUGGAGUUGGUUCGUAGAGUCCUGCGCCCUGAUGCUUACUACCUGGUGGAGUCGAUCCCGUGGCUCAGACACAUUCCUUGGUACGGCCGAGAAUUGAAACGGGGUUUUGAGAAGACCAAGCAACUCAACGUCGGUCAGCUGAACCGCGUGAAAGAGCAAAUGCAGAGAAAUGAGGACAUCGGCCCAUCAUUCAUGAAAUAUAUGCUGGAAAAUGGCGAUGUCCAUGGCUUGACAGAGGACGAGACUGCUUUUCUUGCUGGGGCCUUUUAUGGAGCUGGAUCCGAUACAAUUGCUUCGGGAAUAUCCAUCGUGCUCCUGGCAGCGGCAUGUUUCCCCGAGGAACAAGCUAAAGUUCAGGCCGAGCUCGAUGCGGUCAUCGGAAGGCACCGAGUGCCCACCUUCGCCGACCAACAAUCACUUAUUCGCCUGCCCACCUUCAUCUCUGAGGCUUUGAGGUGGAGACCUGUUACUCCAAAUGGAUUGGCCCACCGAACAACUAAAGACGUGAUCUGGGCAACCUAUCAGGGAAAAUAUUGUAUUCCAGCUGGGACGACGGUAUUCGGCAACCAUUGGGCCAUCUGUCGAGAUCCAGAAGUCUUUCCCGAGCCUGACGUGUUCAAGCCUGAACGCUGGAUCGACGACCAAGGCCACCUGAGAGAUGAUUUAACCAAUUUUGUCUUUGGAUUCGGUCGGCGCGUAUGCCCCGGACAACAUGUCGCAACCAGAUCGGUGUUCAUAAACGCCCUGCUUAUUCUUUGGGCUUUCCGGCUCACUCUGGAUCCUACCAAGCCGUCGGAUGACAUGGGAUUCAUGAAUGGGGAGAAACCAAAAUCAAACCGGCCCUGCACCAUUAAGAUUGAGACAAAGAUUCCCGAAACGGAGCUGAGGCACAUGAUGCAGAAUUAUCCUGAGGUCACGUCUUUGGAUGAGAUCGAUCGCCAGUAG